GCGAGACGCGAGACUUCCGCCGGCACGGCUCCUGCCGCUCAACACCUUUAUCUCCUCAACGGGGAACUUUCUGUCGCUGUACCGGCCGAACGGAGCCCGGACCCCCGCCGCGGCGGAGCACAGACCCGGCGUGUGUCUGAGAGCGCGGGCGGAGCCCCGCGGAGGCCGAGAGAGGAGCCCGGAGGACGUUUUAACGGCGGUGAGCGCUGACAGCUCGGGCUUCCCACCCGGCGCCGCGUCGCGUCGCGUCUCGGUCGUGGCCACAGUGUGUGUGUGUGUGUGUGUGUGUGUGUGUGUGAGAUUGUGUGUGUGAGACUGUGACUGUGUGUGUGUGUGUGUGUUGAUAACGGAGCGGCGGGCAGCACCGGGAUCUCCGGGAGAUCACCCGCUCGAGCCGGAGCCCGAGGCGCCGCAGCCGUUUGUUUUUGAGCCGGACACGUGACGUGGUAGACCGGCCGCUGGUGCGCGAGCGGCGGCCCGAGCGGAUCCCUCCACCCGGACCUCCACCCGGACCCCGCUCAGGCCCCCACCCGGACCCCCAUGAUGCACCAGCAGGGCUCGGUCCUGGGCCCCCUGCUCGGAGACGUGUUCUGCCAGUGCCGGGCGGCGGAGAGCCAUCCCGGGGUCGACCCGGGCGGCGGCGGCGGGGGCGACCCCUCCUCGCCCCCCCUGUCUGCGCAGGGCAGCCGGGGUCCCGCGCGGUCCCCGCCUCACCCCUGUGAGCUGUGCGGGGGGUCGGAGCAGGAGCACCGGCUCAAGGUGCUGUUCCAGGUCCUGGACGUGAACGGAGACGGAGGCAUCUGCGUGAACGACCUGACCAUCGGUCUGAAGAAGCUGGGAGUGCACCGCACCGAGCACGAGCUCAGGAAAAUCGUGAAGGCCGGAGACAAAGACCAGGACGGACAGCUGGACUUCGAGGAGUUCGUCCACUACCUGAGAGACCACGAGAAGAAGCUGCGGCUGGUCUUCAAGAGUCUGGACAAGAAGAACGACGGCUGGAUCGACUCGCAGGAGAUCAUGCAGUCGCUGCGAGACCUCGGGGUCAACAUCUCCGAAGAGCAGGCCGAGAAGAUCCUGAAGAGAAUAAGGAGGGGUCAUAUCUGGGCUCCUAUCUUGUACAUGGACAAGAACGGCACCAUGACCAUCGACUGGAACGAGUGGCGGGACUACCACCUGCUGCACCCGGCAGGCAACAUCCCCGAGAUCAUCCUGUACUGGAAGCACUCCACGAUCUUCGACGUGGGAGAGAGUCUGAUGGUCCCUGAUGAGUUCACGGCGGAGGAGAGGAACACCGGCAUGCUGUGGCGACACCUGGUGGCGGGCGGCGGGGCCGGCGCCGUGUCCCGGACCUGCACCGCGCCGCUGGACAGGCUCAAAGUGCUCAUGCAGGUUCACGCCUCCAAGAGCAACAGCAUGCGCAUCGCCGGAGGCUUCGGCCAGAUGAUCCGGGAGGGCGGCGUGAGGUCUCUGUGGCGAGGGAACGGCAUCAACGUCAUCAAGAUCGCCCCCGAGUCCGCCAUCAAGUUCAUGGCGUACGAGCAGAUCAAACGGUUCAUCGGGAGCAACCAGGAGACGCUGGGCAUCGCCGAGAGGUUCGUGGCCGGCUCGCUGGCCGGCGCCAUCGCUCAGAGCAGCAUCUACCCCAUGGAGGUCCUGAAGACCCGGCUGGCCCUGAGGAGGACUGGUCAGUACUCGGGCAUCGUGGACUGUGCCAAGCGGAUCCUCCGCAAGGAGGGAGUGGCUACGUUCUACAAGGGCUACGUGCCCAACAUGCUGGGAAUCAUUCCGUACGCCGGCAUCGACCUGGCCGUGUACGAGACUCUGAAGAACUCGUGGCUGCAGCGCUUUGCCACGGACAGCGCCGACCCCGGAGUCUUCGUCCUGUUAGCCUGUGGGACGACGUCCAGCACGUGUGGCCAGCUGGCCAGUUACCCCCUGGCUCUGAUCAGGACCAGGAUGCAGGCACAAGCCACUCUGGAAGGCGGCCCUCAGAUGAGCAUGACGGGCCUGUUCAGACACAUCGUCCGGACCGAGGGGCCCGCCGGACUCUACCGGGGUCUGGCCCCCAACUUCAUGAAGGUCAUCCCGUCUGUCAGCAUCAGCUACGUGGUCUACGAGUACCUCAAGAUCGCUCUGGGGGUCCAGUCCAAGUGAGGCCGGAGGCAGAACCGCGGAACCACCGGGCCGGAGAACCUCUGGGUGUGCUUGGUUUUUUGUUCUUUUCCUUUGAUAACUGACAAAAAGGAAGUUUCUUCAGUCCUCGGCUUGGACAGACGGUAGAGGACGGUGGAGGACAUUAGAGGACGGUGGAGGACGGCCCGCCUGCUGCUCCUCUGGACGGACGGAGUCCUGCGUUUACAUGACACUGGGUCAGCGGCCAGACGCUCCGCCUCAAAGGGCUUCGCUACAGCAGAGCGCCUCCUUACCUGAAGACCCGCCCGCUCCGGAUCACCCAGUCCCCCCCAGUCCCCCCCAGUCCCCCCCUCCCUGCCCCCGCGUUGGCAUCGGACCGGACCUCCGUCGUCGUGGUGACGGAGGUCGAGUGAUUGGAGGUUUGGGUGAACGUGAUGCUUUGUGUUCGUACAUUCCUCUUUAGAAACCCGGACGGUAAACUGCAACCACACACGGAAUGAAGCUGGAAAAACAGAGAAUUUAUAUUUGAGCCAAGAGUUUAAUAAGUUAACACGUUAUUGAAGUAGCUUUGAAAACAUCCUGUGAAAACUGAACUGCAUCCCCUUUUUUUUUUUUGAAUAACAGAUUUAUUUAGUGGCUUUCGUGCAGUUGGCUCAUUAAAUCAGGAACGUGUAAUGACAGUGUUUUAUUCAGACUUUGCAGCACUCCUUUGUUGAAAAUGUUUUAGUUUUUUUUACAUUAUGGAGAAGUUGUGAGUUCCCGGCUGUGGAACGUUAGAGACGCCAGCAGAAGAGAGAAACCGUCACGUUGAGUUCAGGUAAAGACAGAAACUAUCAGAACCCUAAUGAAGCAUCAGAUUUAAUGUGAAUGUGUCGGAGCCGGUGCUGACCCUGGCAGAUCAAUGCUGACCCCCAUAGACCGACGCCGACCCCCCGCUGACCCCUGGUCGAACCAGCGCACAUUCCCAUGAGUGCCUUGCGUGCCGAGCCUGAUGUAGAAACUGCGCCUGAACUCUGAGGCGGGUUUGAUAGACUGAAUGCACUUUAAGGUACUCUGCUUUAAUCAUUUUUAUUUAUUUAUGGCUGUAUUUAUUUAUCUCUACCACAGUAUAAGUAUUGCCAGGUCUUGUUUGCUUCGGUCGUGCUGAUUGUCUUCAGUCAUGUGAGUCUCUGAGAACCUGAACAGUCUUAGAAGGUGGGUAAACUCAGUCAGAUGACGUUUCGUUCAGGCUCUACCUCCCAGCUGUCCGCUCGGCUCCUGGAUGAACAGCGUCGCUUCCUGUUGUGCAUCAAUAUUGUACAAAAACACUAAACUCCUUGUUUUAAGCCUUGUUCUGCCGACGAGCCGUUGGCUCUGUUAGCUCCGCAGAUCCACUCCAAAAACCAACCUCCAGCUGUUCUUCUGCUCUCGUCCUCCUGCUGUCAUUUCUGUUGGGAUCAUUCAGAACCUCUGAUCAGACUCUCGGUUUCCAGCCUGAUGCACGGCGAGCAUUAGCCCUGGAAGUACCAGGCACUUCCUCCUAAAAAAUGGAAAGAUGUGAUGUGAUGAGAUUCAACUGUAAUUUAGGGUAAAACUUAAAAAUAAAACACUUGAAAUUGCAAAAUGAAGUUGAGUGCUUUGUGUUUUCAGUGACGCACUCGUCCGUUUAACCGUUUCCAGUCAGUCGCACAGGAAGUGAAGGUGCUGGUGUAUCUGGAUGCACGGCGGUUUGGUUUACACGGUGUCCUGAGUGUGUCUGCAGAGCGUUAUAUUUUCUUCCGUGACGGUUGCUGUAGGCAGACGCUCGGCCUGGACGAAUGGAACUGGAGUUUAUGUUCAAUAAAGGACU
Salarias fasciatus (jewelled blenny) is the source of this 3961-nucleotide messenger RNA. RefSeq names its product solute carrier family 25 member 25b (gene slc25a25b). Gene Ontology annotation, biological process: transmembrane transport. The coding region runs from base 541 to 2154 and encodes 537 amino acids. The transcript is spliced from 11 exons. The record is from RefSeq and is a predicted model, not a curated record. Lineage: Eukaryota; Metazoa; Chordata; Actinopteri; Blenniiformes; Blenniidae. Gene Ontology annotation, cellular component: mitochondrial inner membrane. Gene Ontology annotation, molecular function: calcium ion binding.